Messenger RNA from Aspergillus saccharolyticus JOP 1030-1, 2601 nucleotides. RefSeq names its product calponin homology domain protein. The transcript has 2 exons. Gene Ontology annotation, molecular function: protein binding. The record is from RefSeq and is a predicted model, not a curated record. Bases 378 to 2330 code for a protein of 650 amino acids. Lineage: Eukaryota; Fungi; Ascomycota; Eurotiomycetes; Eurotiales; Aspergillaceae.
CUCAAGUACUUCUGUAUCCUCUCCCAAAUUGAAAAAGUGUUUCUUCCCCUUCUUCUCCUUUGGACUUUCAACAUAACUCUCCUAUUCUGCUUGCUCAAUCAUCCUGCGCUGAUCCCUUCGCAUUCCAUUCUAAUCUCGCAUCCGUUCGAUCCGCCAGUCGCUAUCCUACGCCACAAAUCCCUCCACCCCCCUGUGACGUACCGCGGUUCGUCCCACUCGCAUUUAGGCACUAUAUAAACAGAAGCCUUACACUGCGCCCCCUUUCCACCCCUAUUUCAGCGCCGACUCAACAAUUUUUUGGAGCUUCUGGAAUUCUUCUACAUGCUUUGCACUCUGUGAGCAAACUACGACUGAGUGUGGUACUCGAAAAAAGAAAAAUGGCGUCCGUCACAUCCUUGGAUAAGGACUUGCGCAAUCUGCGCCUGUCCCGCUAUACCCCGCAAGCAGCCGCGGAAGUCCGCAGCUGGAUUGAAGAAGUCCUCCAUGAAAAGCUCCCUGCAGGCGAUCUUCUGGAAGCCUUGAAAGAUGGAGUUGCUCUAUGCAAACUCGUAAAUCUCGCCGUGUCGCCAGGUGUCAAAUACAAGCAGUCAUCCAUGCCUUUCGUGCAGAUGGAAAACAUUUCCCACUUUCUGCGCGCAUGUCAAAUGCCACCCCUUAGCCUUCCCCCGCAUGACGUCUUUCUGACCGUCGAUCUCUACGAGGCCAAGGACCCCGCUCAGGUGCUUCAAUGUCUUACCUCAUUCAGCCGACGGGCCAAUGCUCUCCAGCCCAACAAAUUCCCUUACGCACUUGGCCCGCAAUCCAAGGGCAAUUCUCUCAGUCCGCAUGUGACGGGGUCCAGCCAGGGAGGUGCCUAUACACCCACCAGGUCGCGGGGGUUCGGCGGUAGUGACUCGGGUCACACGAGCCCAGCGAGAUCGCCGCAGCCCGUAAGCAGCUGGAGCAAGAGGUCGGACGAGCAUUCCACAGCUCCAGCUUGGAACAUCCAUCAGUACGGCUACAUGGGCGGAGCCAGUCAAGGGAACCAGGGUGUGGCAUUCGGUGCGCGACGCCAGAUCACCACGGCAGCCCCCCACGUCCCCAGCCUAGCAGAGAAGGAGAAACGCCGGCGGGAAGAGGAGGAAAGGAGACGGAUACAGGAGCUGGAGGACGAGCGUCGACGCCAGCAACAGCUCGAAGCCGAAGAAGAACAGGCCCGCCUUGAGGAAGAACGCCGCUGGGAGGAGGAAACGGCGCGCGCGCGAGAACAGGAGCGGCUGCAGGUGGAGGCGGAGCGGAAACGCUGGGACCAGCAACAGCGCGAGUGGCAAGAAGAGGAGCGCAAGCGUCAGCGUGAGGAACGCGAGACGGAAGAACGACUGGAGAAGGAGCGACUGCAGCGUCGCGAAGCGCAGGACAGCCGCCUCAACGGACAAUUUCUCAGUCAAUACCAAGCAAGCAUGGCCGGCUCCGGCAAACCCGCUGCCGCGUCCGAGUCCCAGGAGCGCCAGCGCAUUCGACAACUCGAGCACGAGCUGGAGCGGGCCAAGGAGCGCGAGCGCCAGUACGAGCGCGAACGGCAGGAGGAUGCCCGCGCAAAUUCCCCUGAAACCGCACGUAGUCCGCGCAAGGUCCCUGUGCCUCCCAAACCAAGCUACGACCUCUCGUCCCUCGAGCAAGAACGCCGACUACUCCGCGGCGAGUGGCAGAAGCACAACAGCCAGGAUCAUGAAGGAGUCCCGACUCCCAUUGCCGAAAGUCCAGCCAGCCCUCCUCCUCCCUCAUCACCCCGCCGACCUCUCCCCGAACCCAACACUGGAUCCAAACCCGCCCCGCCUCCCCGCCCUCUCCCCGACCCCGCCGCCUACGCCUCCCCGCCUCAAUCCCCCUCCACCCCGCGCAAACCCGUCCCCAUUUCCAGCCCCGUCCGCGGCGCGGGCGAGUCCCGCAUCGACCGCUUCCUCUCCUUCAACCGACCCCCUUCCUCCCCGAAACCCGCCACGCACCGCCCUGCCGACUUCACCACCACCGCGGAGGUCGACGCCGAGAACAGCCGCCGUCUCGCCGCCCAGGAGAAGACCAAAGCCGGCGGCUGGGCGUCCAAGUCCCUGCUCGAGCGGGAGAUGGAGCGCGAGCGCGAGCGCCAACGCGAAUGGGAGGAGAGCCAGAAACAAACCCAGGAGGCCGCUGCUAAGGGUCUGCGUGAUGGGACUCUGGGCAGCGGACCGGGUCAAGCCUGGGACGUGCACCAGUAUGGCUACAUGGGCGGCGAUAAUCAGAACCGUGGCGGGCCUGGCUUGGGUGUUGGAGGCGCCAGGAGGCAGAUUAUCGGGUCCAGGCCUCCUCAGUAAAGUUGUUUGGGAGGGGGUCAGCAGGGGGAAUGUGACUGGACGCGGCUUCGUCCCCUCCCCUCAUUCUAUAUUCAGGAUAUAUAUCUGAUUUGCUUGCCUAUGUAGUGUUCAGAUGCUGAGUGUCAUCGAUUGUGGAGGACAUUUUUCUGGAUUUAAGUGCUGAGCUUCUGUUGUGUGCUGAGGGAAGGAGGUUGUUCUUAUUCUAUACCCGUCCGUCGAUUGGUUUUAAAAUCUCCCUUAUCUGGAAUUGAUAUGCAUUGGAAAAUUCAUG